Aspergillus ochraceoroseus IBT 24754 is the source of this 1146-nucleotide messenger RNA. RefSeq lists its product as uncharacterized. Gene Ontology annotation, molecular function: protein dimerization activity. The coding region runs from base 1 to 1146 and encodes 381 amino acids. The transcript is spliced from 2 exons. Lineage: Eukaryota; Fungi; Ascomycota; Eurotiomycetes; Eurotiales; Aspergillaceae. The record is from RefSeq and is a predicted model, not a curated record.
AUGUCUGGAGAGCUUAUCAUCAAGGAACAGACAACGGUCGAUGGGUCAGAUACAUUUGCCCUUCCUCCGGCUGCUCUAAGUCCGUCGAAGAUGAAUACCACUAGUCGACGCUCCUCCAAGUCAGAUCCCUCGCUGUAUUUUCCCGCAUCUCCCACCUCACCACGCCUAGACCCGGGCCGCAAUGCGAACCCUCCUCCCCAGGCUGGUUUCAAGAGGCCCCUGGAGGAUCUUGACCUCCCGCCACCUCCAACUCGCACCCGCAAAAUCAUCCAGAUGAAACCUAAAACACAGAGCUCCCCUAAGCCUGCCACGGCGUCCAGCAAACCUGCCGCCAAAGGAAAUGCAAAAGCACCUUCCAACGGUGCUACACCAGCUGCCAACAAGAAAAAGCAGCCAAGUGCCACGAGUGCUGCUGGUCGGAAAAUCGCUAGAAAAACCGCUCACAGCUUGAUUGAACGACGACGAAGGUCGAAGAUGAACGAGGAGUUUGCAACCUUGAAGAACAUGAUUCCAGCCUGCCGAGGCCAGGAUAUGCACAAACUCGCUAUCCUUCAGGCCAGCAUUGACUACGUCAACUACCUCGAGAAGUGUAUCCAAGACCUCAAAACCGGAGGUGACCACAAGCAACCCAUCCACCAGACCAUGCCACAUGCCCCGUUAUCACCCAUAUCUCCCGAAGUUCUAGGGGAGAUUAAGGGCCAUACAUAUUCAGCUUCGGUGUCACCGGAAUUGCCUGCAGAUGGCAUUACAACUCACGGCACUUCGCCUAUGUAUUCCCCCCGAAGUCGCAUUCCAUCGAUCAGUACAGCGACAGAAAUCCCAACGUCCGUUCUUCCCAGUCCCGCCCUAGGACCCAUCUACGCUUCCGAGCGUACGAUGAGCUCGGCCCAGAGCUCAUGGGCCUUGCCAUCAUCUUCCAGAACCUCUCCCGCGAUCCAACCGCGGUUCUCCAACGCCUCUUCUGCCGACAUGGACCACGAGGCCUCUGCUGCUCUGCUCAUGCUAAACAGGGACUGUCGGGGAUCUAUUGACUCUGGCCAUGAGGGGUCUGUAAGCUCCCCAUCUAUCCUGCGAGACGAGAACAAGUUCCAACUGCUGGAAACGCAGAGGAAAAAGGGAAUGAGCGUGAAGGAUUUGUUGUCUUAG